AUGCAUUCCACUGUGCGUACAGUCUUUAGGGUUUUAAACAUUAUAUGUUUAUUAAUUUGUAUAAUUGCAUUUAUACUGUUUGCUAUUAUAUUCUGGACGAAAAUAGCAGUAUUAGCCCUACAGCCUACACUGAAGAAUUUGAAAGUUGACGGUGAUCUCAGCAAUUCAACAGUAACUGAUAGUGUGAAUCGUGUGCUAAGACAUUUUGCACGACCAAUCACUCUAACGUUGAUGGCGAUAACUAUAAUAUUUAUUUGCUUGUACGCUUUCGGUGUCCUGGUUGCUUAUAACCGAGGCAGUACAUUUUUCCUCAUGUAUGAAGUUGCAAUAACAGUGUUUAUUAUAGUUCAUGUACUCAUGUUGGCUACCCUAUUGAGUAAUCCGAAAACGAUACGUGGAGGAAUGGAGAAUAUUUUUGAGAAACAAUUCUAUGGAUACGAGUCGAUGAAAAGUCUUGAUGGACAAAGUUUAUUUGCAGCUGUUGUAAUGAUAAAUUUGAAAUGUUGUGGAUUCAGAGAUGCCUCAGAUUUCAAUGACGUCAAGAUGUCAUAUGAAGAUAGAUAUGAUGGUCGUGACUACACCAAUGUCGUAACUGCUGUACCCUGUUGUCAUAUGAAUGAUGACUUACAAUUGAAGGAUAAAGAUUGUCCAAUAUCAGGAUCUCCAGAUACAUAUUAUAUUGAUGGAUGUAAAGAACCAUUCAGUAAGAAAGCUUUCCAAGUUAUAGCAUUAUUAGCAUAUGCUUCAAUUCUAUUGAUUGUGGUCAAUUGUGCACUUGUCGUCUGUGUCGUUCUUAUUCUCCGAGAGUUAUGGAUACAUCUUUAA
This is a messenger RNA of Trichobilharzia regenti, 825 nucleotides long. The record is from the annotation of a GenBank genome assembly. NCBI's taxonomy places the organism in Eukaryota, Metazoa, Platyhelminthes, Trematoda, Strigeidida, Schistosomatidae.